Oncorhynchus tshawytscha (Chinook salmon) is the source of this 1343-nucleotide messenger RNA. It is a transcript of the gene asrgl1, whose product is annotated as asparaginase and isoaspartyl peptidase 1. Gene Ontology annotation, molecular function: asparaginase activity. The transcript has 7 exons. NCBI's taxonomy places the organism in Eukaryota, Metazoa, Chordata, Actinopteri, Salmoniformes, Salmonidae. Bases 153 to 1085 code for a protein of 310 amino acids. The record is from RefSeq and is a predicted model, not a curated record.
CCAGUCAGGGAGGUGGCGGGGUUGCAACAUUUAUUGGUUGCCAACCGCUGUUAAACCUCAUCGAAUAAGAGGAAGUGCUGAUGACGGAAGACUAGUACAUAUGUUAAUAACAGCGCUGGUGUCGAGAACUGAACGUCGACCGAUUAUCUGACAUGUUGCCUGUGUUGGUGGUCCAUGGGGGAGCGGGGUUCAUCCCUAAAGAGCGUGUGCAGAUGUCUUGUGCUGGGGUCCAGGCUGCAGUCAGGGGGGGAUACUCCAAACUCCAGGGGCAGGGCAGUGCCAUGGAUGCUGUGGUGGAGGCCGUCACUCUGCUGGAGAAUGACCACCACUACAAUGCAGGGCUAGGCUCGGUGUUGAACGCUAAGGGUGAGGUGGAGAUGGACGCCAUCGUGAUGGACGGGAGAUAUCUGGCCAGCGGAGCCGUUUCUGCAGUCAGAAAAGUGGCCAAUCCUGUCCAACUGGCCAGACUGGUCAUGGACAAGACGAGCCAUCUGUGUCUGACUGGAGAGGGGGCCAGUCAGUUUGCCCGGUCGAUGGGUGUACCCGAGGUGCCAGAGGAAUCACUGAUCACCGAGUAUGCCCGUAUGCGCUGGAAGAAGAACCUGGCAGCUGAUGCCAACCCGGUGGAGUGCCAGAUGGGGAAGAUGGGUACGGUAGGGGCGGUGGCGGUGGAUGCAGAGGGGAACAUAGCCUGUGCCACCUCCACCGGUGGCAUGCUGAACAAGAUGGAGGGCAGGGUGGGGGACACAGCAUGUAUCGGGUGUGGGGGUUAUGCUGAUAACAGGGUUGGAGCAGUGUCCCCGACGGGCGAGGGUGAAGCCAUCAUGAAGGUCACUCUGGCUAGACUCAUCCUGUUCCACAUGGAGCAAGGGCGCAGCGUGGAGGCAGCAGCAGACGAGGCCCUGGCCUAUAUGAAGGACAGGGUGGGAGGUCUGGGGGGAGUGGUGGUGGUAGACCCCCAGGGUGAAUGGUCUGUUCGCUUCAGCAGCUUGCAGAUGGCCUGGGCUGCAGCCCAGCAACAAACACUCCACUAUGGCCUGUACACUGGAGAACACUUCACACAGAACAUAGACGACCCCUACUAACACACACUUCAGGUCCACGUAUGUUGAGAGAGAGUCUAAAAGAAACCCUACUAACAAGCAUAGGUAAACAAUCCAUAGAACGCACUGAAUUGAACAUUUUCCAUCCACUAGACUCUUACCAUAACUGUUUUUAGCAAUCAGUAUUAUUUCCAUUUAGUCUAAUCCUCAGAUCAAUGCUCAUAUCUAGAGCCAGUAUUUGGAAAGUGUUGAUCAACUGCCAAAUGUAACUGAAGGAAUAAAGUGUGUUUUAAAAACAAA